Ascoidea rubescens DSM 1968 is the source of this 336-nucleotide messenger RNA. It is a transcript of the gene RTG1, whose product is annotated as Rtg1p. NCBI's taxonomy places the organism in Eukaryota, Fungi, Ascomycota, Saccharomycetes, Ascoideales, Ascoideaceae. The record is from RefSeq and is a predicted model, not a curated record. The transcript has a single exon. Gene Ontology annotation, cellular component: nucleus. The annotation marks the transcript as partial. Gene Ontology annotation, biological process: regulation of transcription by RNA polymerase II. Gene Ontology annotation, molecular function: protein dimerization activity; RNA polymerase II cis-regulatory region sequence-specific DNA binding; DNA-binding transcription factor activity, RNA polymerase II-specific.
GAGAGGAAAAGGAGAGAUAACAUCAACGAAAAAAUUCAGGAAUUGGGUACAAUAAUACCAAAAACCUUUUUUGAAGACUCGAAAGAAAAAUCAAGUGGAACGAAAGAUGGGAGACCCAACAAGGGUCAAAUUCUAACCAAAACCGUGGAAUAUAUCAAAUAUCUACAAGACAAAAUUGAUGAGCAAAACAAACUAGAAAACGACUUAAUUAUAAACUUAAAAAAUCUAGAAAACAUUAAAAAUAUUGAACAAAAUUCAAAACCUUCUCUUCUUUAUUUUAAAAAUACCUCUGCUGAAAUUGCUUUAGGUAAAAUUGGUGUUGGUCCCUUGGCUUCA